AUGACGGUGACUAGUCCGAGGACGGCCAAUGCGGCCAACGAGACUACACCGCUGCUGAAUGAGGAGAAUGCCACCAAUGGCUGCGUUGAAACCCAAGCUCCCGAGGAGCCGGAGGCGGUCCCGGAAGGGAUGCCCGACGUAGCGGCACGGAUGCAUCUCUUGUUUCCUGCUAUUGGGAUCGGUAUCUAUCUCUGCGCCAUGGACCAAAUGUUAACCGUCGCCAGCUACGCCAAGAUCGGCAGCGACCUAAACGCCCUCAACAACACCAGCUGGGUAGCCACAGCAUACUUCCUCACCCUCACGAGCUUCCAGCCCCUCUACGGCAAACUAAGCGACAUCUUCGGCCGCAAAGAAUGCCUCCUCUUCGCCUACACCAUCUUCGCCCUCGGCUGCCUCGGCUGCGGCCUCUCCCGCAACAUGCUGGAACUCUGCGCCUCGCGCGCCGUGGCAGGCAUCGGCGGCGGCGGCAUGAACAGCGUAGUCUCCAUCCUCAUCUCCGACAUCGUGCCCCUGCGCGACCGCGGCGUGUGGCAGGGCUACCUCAACAUCAUCUUCGCGGCCGGCACUUCGACGGGCGCCCCGCUGGGGGGUCUUCUCGCUGAUUCGAUCGGUUGGCGGUGGUCGUUUCUGGGCCAGGUGCCCAUGUGCGCGGUUGCCUUUGUUACCGUCUAUCUUACCUUGCACCUCCCGAAGAAGGACCAUUCGCACUGGCUUGAGAAAGUCACCCGCGUAGACUUUCUGGGCGCCGCGCUCCUCGUCUCGGCCGUGACCGCCCUCCUCACGGGUCUAGACGCAGGCUCCAACAACGGCUGGUCCAACACCCGGACCCUCGCAAGCCUCAUCGCCGCGCCCCUUCUCUUCACCCUCUUCCUCCUCGUAGAGAUGCGCGUGGCCUCUCACCCUUUCGCACCGGGGCACAUCAUCUUCGACCGCUCCCUCUUCGCGUGCUACAUCGCCAACUUCUUCGGCACGACGGGCCAAACCGCCCUCCUCUUCUUCGCCCCGCUGUUUUUCCAGGCCGUGCAGGGCCUGUCGACCACGGAAUCCGGGGCCCUCCUCGUGCCCUGCAUGAUUUGCGCCGUGGCCGCCUCUCUGGGCGGGGGGUACGUCAUCCGCCGAACGGGGAGGUACUACUGGAUCACCGUCGCGGGUUUCGCCCUCCUCUUCGUCUCGGCCCCUCCCCUCAUGGCAUCCGUGUACGCGAGAUCCACACUCGGCGUCGUCGCCGGCCUCGCCUUCACAGCCCUCGGCGCCGGCUCCGGCAUAACCACCACCCUCGUCGCCCUCCUCUCCAACGCCGCGCAGGAAGACAUCGCCGUCGUCGUCGCCUGCUCCUACCUCUUCCGCUCCCUCGGCUCCAGCAUCGGCAUUAGCAUUUCCUCCGCCGUGCUACAGAACGUCUUGAGGUCCGAAUUGCUGAGACGCCUGGGCGAUGGCGACGCCGCGAGGGAGGUCGAGGAACGCGUGAGGAAGGAUAUGCGCGCCAUUGGGGAUUUGCCUGCUGAUGUUGCUGCUGAUGUGAGGGAUAGUUAUCGCUUGGGCGUCGGGGCUGCUAUGGGUCCUACGGUUGUGGCGUUGGCUUUUGCUGUUUUGGCGACCUUCUUUAUUCGGGAGAAGAGGAUGGGCAAGUAG
Molecule: messenger RNA, 1632 nt
Organism: Scedosporium apiospermum
Lineage: Eukaryota; Fungi; Ascomycota; Sordariomycetes; Microascales; Microascaceae
Product: Multidrug resistance protein fnx1
Exons: 3
Coding region: 1-1632 (543 amino acids)
Biological process (GO): basic amino acid transport; transmembrane transport
Cellular component (GO): fungal-type vacuole membrane
Molecular function (GO): basic amino acid transmembrane transporter activity
Source: RefSeq, a predicted model, not a curated record